AUUUAUACGGAGGGAGUAGCAAAUUACCAAGUAAGCCCUUGGGCAGUACCCAUCCAUCCUUUCCCCACACAUGAUAAUCUAUCCAACAUCACACCCUAGCCAGUAGCCACACCGAUAGAUCGAUCACUAGCCAGCUCUCUCUCUCCCUCUUCCUCUUGCACACCACGCUUCUCUCCCCCGGCCUGCUGCUUCAACACUAGCUAGCUGCCUAGCUCCCCUAGUACAAACGCCAAGAACCAAAGAGAAGCAACGAACCCCGAGCCGUACGAAUCGAUUAUCGAUCCGAUCGAGCAUCCGCCGAUGUCGGGCGCGAGCCACCACCUCUCCGGCGACUUCUUCCACUUCGGGCACGACGACCUCGCCUCCCUCUUCGCGUCCUCGACCCAGAUGCAGCAGCAGCAGAUUCAGCAGCCGUGGCCGUUCCUCGCGGCGGACUACCUGCUGCAGCAGCACGCCAGCGCGCCGCCGCCGCUGGACUUCGACGACGCCUCCCCGUUCGACUUCGACUUGCCGCCAGCGGCGGAGGAUCAGGUGAAGAGGGAGCUGCUGCAGGCGGCGGACGGCGCCGGCGCCGUCGGGAUGCCUGGCGGCGGGCCGGGCGGGACGGGGACGCCGCACAGCGUGUCGAUGUCGUCGACGUCGAGCGGCGCCGGCGCCUGCGCCGGAGGUGGGGAAGGGGAGUCGGCGGGGAAGUCCGCCAAGGAGGAGGGAGAGGGCGACGAAAGCAUGGAGGGAUCGGCGGCGGCCAAGGGCGGUACUGGCGAUGGAGAGGAUCAGAAGGGCAACAAAGGGAACAACAAUGGGAAAGGGAAGAAGAAGGGCGGUGCAGCAGAGAAGGACAAGCGGCCUCGGCAGGCGCGGUUCGCGUUCAUGACGAAGAGCGAGGUGGACCACCUGGAGGACGGCUACCGCUGGCGCAAGUACGGCCAGAAGGCCGUCAAGAACAGCCCCUUCCCAAGGAGCUACUACCGGUGCACGGCGCAGAAGUGCCCGGUGAAGAAGCGGGUGGAGCGGUCGUUCCAGGACGCCGCCGUGGUGAUCACCACCUACGAGGGCAAGCACACCCACCCCAUCCCGGCCACGCUCCGGGGCAACCAGCACCACCUCCAUCUCCUCGCACAGCACCCACACUUGCACAACAACAACAACCCCAAUUACUUGCUCCGGAUGCCGGCACCGCCGGCUGCUGCCGCUGCCUUCUUCCCCCCAGGUCCCGGCGCCAGCUUCCUGCAGCAGCACGCCGCCACAUUGCAGGCAAUGCAGCAGCAGCAACAGCAGCAUGGUCUUCGUGGCUUACUACCGGCUGCCAAUAUGGCCGGCGGCGUCACGAUCACGAGCUCUGCCGCUGCGACGACGACGGCGUCGAUGGCGGUGGGGAGUGGCAGCAGCAGUGCCAGUGCUCCGGCUCCGCCGCUGCGGAUGGAGCACCUCAUGGACUACGACGGGCUCCUGCAGGACAUGCUGCUGCCAUCUUCCACCUUCAUCCAGCACAACGAUGACACCACCGGCAAUAUCAACAACCGCCGUUGAUCGAUCGGUCGGCGAGAGAGAUGGAGCUAGCAUUCGAAGAUCGAUCGAGUGGUCUCUCGAUUUGUUCGCUCUCCUUGACUUUUAAUUUGGUACUGAUAUAUGACGUGCAUGAGCAUGAUGAUGCAUAUGCAUGCAUGGAUCGGAUCCCUAUGAUAUGACCAUCGAUGAGAUGCUUGAUCGAUCGAUGAUGAUGCAUGAUGUGAGAUCUAGCUUAAUUAGCAGCAGCAGGAGGUGUGUAGUAGUACCAGUACUAGGCUAGUUGUUGUACCAUGUACUCCGUAUAUAUGCUCACUAGCUAGCUAGCUAGUUCGUACUAGUGUGCCAUUCCAUUUUUGCACUUUGCACGACUUGAUAAAAGUGCAGAAUCGGUACGUACGGUGUGUGCUUAAUUUGGUUCAUCGUACGACCAUGAUGCAUGCAAGGGGCCAGGGUUAUUCUCCUUGCGAGGUCCACAUGCUCAUGAUUGUUCUUGAUGACAAGAUAAUUAAGGAUCUUGCAUGGCUA
This is a messenger RNA of Brachypodium distachyon (stiff brome), 2034 nucleotides long. Its product is annotated as probable WRKY transcription factor 48. The transcript is spliced from 3 exons. The coding region runs from base 301 to 1530 and encodes 409 amino acids. Gene Ontology annotation, molecular function: sequence-specific DNA binding; DNA-binding transcription factor activity. The record is from RefSeq and is a predicted model, not a curated record. Gene Ontology annotation, biological process: regulation of DNA-templated transcription. Lineage: Eukaryota; Viridiplantae; Streptophyta; Magnoliopsida; Poales; Poaceae.